Molecule: messenger RNA, 438 nt
Organism: Adineta ricciae
Lineage: Eukaryota; Metazoa; Rotifera; Eurotatoria; Adinetida; Adinetidae
Source: the annotation of a GenBank genome assembly
AUGAAAUUGAAUUUUCUUGAUAUUCAUCAACUUGUGAAAUCACCGAUUAUUAUCAAUGAACUUCCGAUGACCGGUCGUGUCACAUUACUUGGUGACGCUGCACAUCCUAUGUAUUCAAUUGGAAGUAAUGUUGCAUCUCAAAGUAUCCUUGUUGCUCGCGGAUUGAUUCUUUCUUUCGAUCGAUAUGAUGCUACUCCCCAAGGUCUACAGGCGUACGAUGAUCUCCGACGUUCAGCUUUGAGUAGGAUGAUUUUGGCAACUCGACAUUACGGUUCCGAAGAAAUGCUUAAAGUUGUUGCUGAACGUACGCCGAACGACUUCAAGAAUUUGUCGAACGUUCUUCCCAACGAAGAACUUAAAACUAUGUUAACAAAUUUUAAACAAGUAAUUGGUUUCAAUGUACAGAUAUUGAAUAAAGAAUCUCCACUUUUCUUUUAG